Messenger RNA from Spodoptera littoralis (African cotton leafworm), 1086 nucleotides. The record is from the annotation of a GenBank genome assembly. NCBI's taxonomy places the organism in Eukaryota, Metazoa, Arthropoda, Insecta, Lepidoptera, Noctuidae.
AUGUCACUUGCUAAAAAGUAUUUGGCUGCCCGUAAAAUGUCGCUAAGACUAAGAAAAAUAUUAAGCAAACCAGGCCUCAUUAUUGCUAGGGCUUUAAUGAAAUAUAAAUAUAAUCCCUGCCUUUGGAAUGUUAAUCAUAUGUUUUACCGUCAUAGUGCAGUGAAAUCCUCAGCUUGGGAUGAAGUAGUAAAAGUGUGGCGUGAGUUUGAUCCCUCUGCUAACGAAAUAUAUGUUAAGGUAAAGGUAGCACAUAUGCGGUCCCGCUGGGCCAUACAGAAACAUCUGUUUGAGGAGUGUAAAGCAAGAAAUAUACCGUAUAAGCCGACCCUUUGGUACUACCCUCACUUUCAGUUCCUACCGGACCCAAAAACAUAUCCAAAAUAUUACGAUUAUGAUAUCCUGAAAAAAAUUGUGGUAGCACCGGUUCCUGCUCAAAAUCCACCAGAUGCAAAUCAACCUCAACUUAAGCAAAUACUGCAGUAUGACACAACCCAGAUUACCACUACUAACGGACCAACCCCGGCUGUUUCUAACAAUUCCAGUGAACAAUUCCAAGUGACUAUUACUAAAAAAACAACCCUGAUGGCCAAAGCCAGCUUACCGGAUCAGACUGCAAUUACUUGUGGGCAACACCCGAUUACUUCUACUAGCGAACACUACCAGGAAAUUACUACUAGCGAACACUACCAGGAAGUUACUACUAGCGAACAAUACCAGAUGAGUACUACUGGUGGACACUACCAGGUGACUACUACUAGCGGGCACUACCAAGUCACUACUACUAGUGAACACCACCAGGUGACUACUGCUAGUGGAGAAUACCAGAUGACUUGUAACAAACCUGCCUUGACGGCCACCGCCAACGGGCCAGCCCAGAUGACUACCGUCAAUGGACUAGCUCAGGUGGACGCCAUCAAAGAACCUAACAGCAGCAAAAACCCUUCGGACAAAGACCAAUCCGACUACUUACUCGUUAUCGAGCGAGACCAAACAAGCUUGCAAUUUGAAGCAUAUGAAUUGGACGAAAAUGCUGUGGCAACUCUUGAGUUAGCGUAUAGUGACGAUCAAAACCACACCGACAAUUAA